Molecule: messenger RNA, 4071 nt
Organism: Contarinia nasturtii (swede midge)
Lineage: Eukaryota; Metazoa; Arthropoda; Insecta; Diptera; Cecidomyiidae
Gene: tst
Product: helicase SKI2W
Exons: 5
Coding region: 151-3948 (1265 amino acids)
Biological process (GO): nuclear-transcribed mRNA catabolic process, 3'-5' exonucleolytic nonsense-mediated decay
Cellular component (GO): Ski complex
Molecular function (GO): RNA helicase activity; ATP binding; RNA binding
Source: RefSeq, a predicted model, not a curated record
UUCACAAGUAUAUACAAGUCGAUUACAAUAAACUGUACGAUAGGUUAACAAAAACAUAAAAUACCGAUUUAUUUUCAUGAUUUUUGUUUCAAAACAUUUGAAAUAUCAUAUGGUUUGAAGAAUUUUGAAAAAUUCAAUCAUUCAUUCACAAUGUCAUUCGAUCCUAUGUGGCUGCAUAACACUGCGGCAAUUUUAGAUAAUCCACAGGAGACAUUACUAGAGUAUAUUGUUGAUCAAAAAUUACCAAUUCACGAUCCAAAGCCAUUCAUUUUGCCACGUGAAUCGAAUCCAACGAAUCUAUACUAUGCACCGAUCGGAACGGCGAGUACAACAUUGGUUGCUGAUCGUGAUCCGAUCACAGGACGUAUUUUAGAAUUUGUUGAAGUUGAUUUGGAGGAUGCAGAGUGUACGGCAAAAAAUUCAAUGUCAAUGCGUCGUGCACCGGUUCGGCCUGAGCAAGCAACACGUGGAUCGGCGACGAAUUUUCCAUUUUGGCCAGGUGGUUUCGAUGAACCGGCCAAACAAAUCGAAUCAUUGAAACUUCAUAAUUCAAAUUUCGUAAAAGAUUUUCUAACCAUUGCACCCGGUUUCACUGAAGGUCUUGAAUUCAACACGGAAACCGAUGAUGGCAUCAUAACUACAAAUGCAACCGACACAACAGAAAGUGUUGAUUUAUUAUCGAUCGUUGAAGAUGAGCAUAAUGUUUUAGGUAUGUGGUCGACUAAUGAAACUACAUCGAGAAAAUCAACACCGAACCAAUUUCAAUACAACGAAGAAUUGGAUGAAGUUAUGCUAAAAACACCAGCCACUGCACCGGUAUUGGAUAUUUCAAGGACAAGCAAACCAAAAGUACAAAGCAUGCAAUACGCCAAAUGGGUUGAUAUUACGCAACCGGUUAAAGAUUUUGAAAAACAAGUUCCAGAACUUGCACAUACAUAUCCAUUUGAAUUGGAUACAUUUCAAAAGCAAGCCAUCAUUAAGUUGGAAAAUCACAAUCACAUUUUUGUGUCGGCACACACAUCGGCUGGAAAAACGGUGGUUGCCGAAUAUGCAAUUGCAUUAUCACAAAAACAUAUGACACGAACCAUAUAUACGUCACCAAUAAAAGCGUUAUCAAAUCAAAAAUAUCGUGAUUUUAAGAAGACAUUCGAUGAUGUCGGCAUUAUAACCGGUGACAUUCAAAUUAAUCCAUCGUCAGCAUGUUUAAUUAUGACAACCGAAAUCUUACGAUCGAUGCUGUAUUGUGGCAGCGAAGUGACCAGAGAUUUGGAAUAUGUUAUAUUCGAUGAAGUUCAUUAUAUUACCGACAUUGAACGUGGCCAUGUAUGGGAAGAGGUGUUAAUUUUAUUACCAGAACAUGUCAAUAUUAUAAUGUUGAGCGCCACAGUGCCGAAUGCACUGAAAUUUUCCAAUUGGGUGGGAAUGACCAAACGAAAAAAGGUUUAUGUAAUCAGCACUUCAAAGAGGCCCGUACCAUUGAAACAUUACCUUUACACCGGUCACAAUACGGAAACCAAAAAAGAGCUAUUUUUAAUCGUCGACGAUGAUGGUCGUUUUCUAACGAAAGGCUAUAAUGAUGCGAAAACAGCUAAACAAAAUCAACAACAAAAGCAAAAGAACAAAGCAACCGGUCGAGGUGGAGGUCAUCCAAAUCAGAAAGGUCCGACAUCGAACCAACAGCAAAGAAACGAUAAUAAAGUUGGAACUCGCGGUGGUCAAGGUGGAAGUGGCGGUGGCGUUGGUGGAGGAAGAGGUCACGGUCCAAAUUUUCUAAAUCCAAAGCAUGAGGCACAAAUUUGGUUAACAUUAAUUGAUUUACUAAAGCAAAAUGAUGAACUGCCGAUUAUCGCGUUCUCUUUAUCACGUGCCAAAUGUGAUCAAUAUCUUAAAUCAUUGGAAUCACUAAGCCUAACAACAGGUUCCGAAGCUGGAGCCAUACGAACAUUUUUCAGUAAAUGUCUAUCAAAAUUGAAACCCGAAGAUCGUGUUAUUCCGCAAGUGUUGAUGUUACAAGAUUCAUUGGCACGUGGUAUCGGUGUUCAUCACAGCGGUAUAUUACCAAUUUUAAAAGAAGUUGUUGAAUUACUAUUUCAACGUGGUCAUGUUAAACUAUUAUUUGCAACGGAAACAUUUGCAAUGGGCGUUAAUAUGCCGGCACGUACAGUUGUUUUCGAUUCGUAUAAAAAACAUGAUGGUAAAGAAUUGCGACCAAUUCUACCGGCGGAAUACACACAAAUGGCAGGCAGAGCAGGUCGACGUGGUUUGGAUAAGCACGGUAGAGUUAUAUUGCUGUGCAAAUUAGAUGUACCAAAUGAUUUAUUAUUAAAAACAAUGAUCACCGGUCAGCCAAAAAAUUUGGAAUCCAAAUUUCGUCUAACUUAUGCGAUGAUUUUGAAUUUAUUCCGUGUCGAAAGUGUAUCGGUCGAAGAUAUGAUGUCACAUAGUUUCAAAGAAUUUGAAACGCAAUCGACAAAACCAGACACAGAGGCCCAAUUACAUGAAUUCGAACAACAAAUAUCGAAAAUACCCGAACUCGGUCCGCACAUGGAACCAUUAUGUAAAUUUUUCGAUUUUGCCUAUGAAUAUAUCAUCACGUUUCAACGAUUCAUGCAAAGAUUGGCAGCUGCCAAAGUAUUUAAUUUGAAGCCAGGCCGAUUGAUUUACAUAUCGCACAAAAAAUAUUACAAUCGUUACGCUAUAUUUCUGGCGCCGCUCAGUGCUACAAAAGAUCUUUAUAAUGUGCUUAUUUUGGACAACGAUGCCACCAACGAUGACAUCGACGAUGAACCGAUUGUGGUAACCAAAGUGUCACUAUUAGAUGAUAAACGGCACACGGAUAUGGAAAAAAAUUCGAAGAAAAACACAGAUCGAGGUGAAUUGUGGCAUCGAAUGAUUGCACUGACAAAACCACGUCAAUAUAAAUUGAACGCUGCCCCUGGUCAUAAGGUGUUGACCAUAUCACCGAGCGAUAUUAUUGAUGUAACAACGCAAACGAUUAAAAUCGAUGCGGAUGCCAUACUGAAUAAUUGGCAAUAUCGGCAAAAGCCACGUUUUCGUGAUACACCAAUUGGUCCAUCCACCGAAAAGGCAAUCAAUGAAUUGAUUAACUUUCAUAAAUCCAAGGCCAAAGUUCAGUUCAUAAAUUUCAAGCAAGAAUAUAAGAUGAUUCAAGAUUUGGAUUUGAUUUCACAUCAUCGGAAAAACGUUGAUGCAAUAUUGCCACACACAAAAGUUGCCAAUUUUGAACAAGAAUUCGCACCGGUCUUUGAUCGCAAACAAUUGGAAGCCAAACAAGCUGAACUACGGUUCAAAAUGUCCAAUCAAAGUUUAACACUGUAUCCGGAAUAUCAAUAUAAAUUGGAAGUAUUAAAACGUCUCAAUUAUAUUGAUGAUCAACAUGCGGUGACUCUUAAAGGACGUGUUGCCUGUGAAAUGGGAUCCAAUGAAUUAAUGAUUACCGAACUGGUACUUUGUAAUACAUUCAACGAUCUUGAUCCAGCCGAAAUAUCAGCAUUACUUUCGAGUUUAGUUUUUCAAGGAAAAACAUCGAUGGAACUUAAUCUCACGGACAAUCUUAAAGCAUGUGUAGAAACGAUCAAAUGUGUGGAUCGUGAAUUACGUGAGGUGGAAGAUAAUGUCAUGGAAAAUGUUGAUAAAGAAAUUCGUGAAUCGGCACAAAUGCUGGAUGGUGAACGGCUGAACUUUGGACUGGUUCAAGUUGUAUACGAAUGGGCACGAAAUAAGCCAUUUGCUGAGAUCAUGAAAUUGACCGAUAUUCAAGAGGGUGUCAUUGUUCGAUGUAUUCAACAAUUGAAUGAAACUUUAUCGGAUGUCAAAGAUGCUGCCCGAAUAAUUGGCAAUCCAGCAUUGCACCAAAAAAUGGAAGAAGCAUCUAAUGCUAUCAAGCGUGAUAUUGUGUUCGCUGCAAGUCUUUAUUUCCAAGAUUAAUUAAACAAUCAAUUCUACAAUGUACAUUGUUGCACCAUUUUAUACACAUAUUGUUCUAAACGAUCUUUCUUUUUACAAUAAACCAAAUUAUAAUUAUGUUCUCUUUGGGAAUUAAAAAUAAAA